UCUGAAUCGGGUGGAUGGAGAAAAAUCCACACCUUUCUUUCUUUUGUUUGAAACCUUAUUAUUAAAAUCUUCAAUAGCUCUUAGACAAAGCGUGCCAUGACUAUGAAAACGAUAUAUUAUGAAUCGGUGGAGGAAUCCACAUCUUUUUUUUAAUAGACAUUUCAGAUUUUUCUCCAUCCACCUGAUUCAGAAUAUACUGUACCACCUUCAUAGUCAUGGCAUGCUUGGUUCAAUAGCUAUUGACUAGAGAAAGCCGAAUAUCCAAUAUAAAACCAAUAUUACUUCGGCCUGCUUGUUUGGUGAAAGUGUUGCUUCCUUGUCCUAAGACGAGCUAUCAUGAGUCCCUAAUUGUCAACUCCCACAGUUUACGACUGAAUUGUGAUGGGAGAUGGCGGCACCAGAAACUCAGCUCAUGCUAAGCAUUGGAUUAAUUGAGAAAGACGUGAAUGCAGACACCUUGUGGGUGUGGUGCUAUCCCUCAGUCAGUGCUGAGCUCCGGGAGGUCCUGCUCAGUAAGUGCUGUCUCACACAAGACAGCCAGGGCCUGAACACCUUUGUGUUCGGCCAGUUCUGCCGUACCUGGUACUACAUAUCCACUGUAGAGGUACAGGAACCCACCGCCCUAAAGAAGGUCACACAUUUUUCAUUAGUUGUCACAGCAAAGGACUUCAACCCUGAGAAGUAUGCAGCAUUCAGUCGAGUACUAUGCAGAAUGUACAUCAAACAUGGGAGCCCAGUGAAAAUGGUGGAGGGUUACAUUGCAGUCCUCACCAAAGGCAUCUGCCAGAGUGAUGAGAAUGGCUCCUUUCUCAUCAAGGACUACGAUGUCAGGAAGGCGUACUUAGCAGGCUCAGUGAAAGAUGUGGUGUCCCAAUUUGGGAUGGAGACCAUCAUCCUGUACACAGCCCUUAUGCUAAAGAAGAGGAUUGUGGUCCAUCACCCUCGGAUUGAAGCACUGUUGGAGUUCACAAGAGCUCUUCCAGCUCUGACAUGGCACAGGAAAGACUGGUCCAUUCUGCACCCUUAUGUCCACCUGACUGACAGUGAGCUGGAGAAUCUCAGGACAUGCACUGGAUAUGUGGCAGGAUUUGUUGACCCACAAGUGAGCAACAGACCGGACUUGUUUGAUGUGUAUGUAAACCUCCCAGAUACUGAGAUUACCGUAUCCCAGAGUGCCAAAGAGGCCAUGGCUAUGGGAAAGUUGCACAAAGACAUUGGCCUCGUCAUUGUCCAGUCUGCAGAGGAUGCUGAUAGAACAGAUGGGCAGGUUAUCAAGGACAUUUCCAUAAAGACGAGGGAGAUCCUUGCUAACCUGGCGUCCUUAGCUGAGGACUGUGAGGACUCUAAAAUCACCCUGGAGACCUUAAAGCAGCGUCACUUCCCACCUGCUACCGAAAACUUCUUGUUCCACUUGGCAGCUGCUGAGCAGCUUCUCAAGAUAUGACCCUUGACCUCCUACAUCAUCUGGUGUGAGGUCACUCUGAAUAUUAGCAUGGGUAUUCAUCUAUGUAAUUAUACAUACAGUGCGUUCGGAAAGGAUUCAGACUCCUUGACUUUUUCCACAUUUUGUUACAUUACAGCCUUAUUCUAAAAUGUAUCAAAUAGUUUAUGUAUAAAAAAACAACCUGAUAUCACAUUUACAUAAG
Molecule: messenger RNA, 1646 nt
Organism: Oncorhynchus tshawytscha (Chinook salmon)
Lineage: Eukaryota; Metazoa; Chordata; Actinopteri; Salmoniformes; Salmonidae
Product: DENN domain-containing protein 10
Exons: 9
Coding region: 389-1444 (351 amino acids)
Biological process (GO): protein transport; regulation of early endosome to late endosome transport
Cellular component (GO): late endosome
Molecular function (GO): small GTPase binding; guanyl-nucleotide exchange factor activity
Source: RefSeq, a predicted model, not a curated record